Epinephelus fuscoguttatus (brown-marbled grouper) is the source of this 4640-nucleotide messenger RNA. RefSeq names its product calponin 3, acidic a (gene cnn3a). The record is from RefSeq and is a predicted model, not a curated record. Gene Ontology annotation, biological process: actomyosin structure organization. The coding region runs from base 896 to 1864 and encodes 322 amino acids. Gene Ontology annotation, molecular function: actin binding. NCBI's taxonomy places the organism in Eukaryota, Metazoa, Chordata, Actinopteri, Perciformes, Serranidae. The transcript is spliced from 7 exons.
AUGUUCUGAGACAGAAGACGGGAUCCUAUAUGGUUUAGAUGAAGGCAGUCUCGUUUGAAGAGGUCCGGACUAUGAAGGAAGGUGGUGAAAUUGUCCACAUAUGGAACGCCAGCGCUGUUGCAACGUUAGCCUUUAAGCCACACCUGAAGCUGCCAACUGAAGGAGGGGGGAGAGGCCCGGAGAUGAUGCACUGCUUGUUUGAGUGAAGAAUAUUAUCAAUAAGGCGAAUGCUAUCGUUCCUGAGUUUUAUAGACUGUUGCAGUUUAAGGUCGUUAAUUCCUCCCAGAUGAACCACAACAGUACGGGCAGAGGGGUGUUUUUGCAGCAACUGAGGGAUGGCGUCAGAUAUUUAAGUGUAGUCAACGUGCGUGUUUCCACCGGCUGUGGCUGUGCUGCGUUCCGGCUCCAUCUCAGCUCCGGCACUCCGGAGCCCUCCGCAACAGAUACGCAGGACUUCUAUUUUUGCCGGACACCGGAGCACAAUGCAGCAAUUUAGCACAGAGCAGAUUGUGCGGGGCAGGAAGUCAUGCACAAAAACAAAAUAAAACAUCCGGUUAAUUUUCAAAAUAAAAUACACAGUGUUCACGGCGGAUCAUAUUUCCCUGCACUACACCUUGAAAACUACAUAAUGGGCAGAGGCAGGCCUGAAGUCAACAGGUCAGAGGUUUUCAGAUGUCAUUUCACCCCGUUGACACCAUGGACGAGGAGAUAUUAAUCAUGGCAGUGCACCGAGAUGUCUUCUGGCGGAGCUGCACCGCUCCGCACAGCAAACGCAGCCGCUGGGUAUUGACAGACGGCGGAGCACGCAGCGGAUAACCAGCACUGCCGUUCCGCAACGGACACGCAUCCAGUGGAAAUCCGGCGUUACUCUGUGAAGGGGAGAGGCCUGUGAUAAAUGUGUCAAUGCCCACAUCAGUCAUUUAUGCACAAGAUUGCUCAGAAAUAUGACCCACAAAAGGAGGAGGAGCUCCGCUUCUGGAUUGAGGAGGUAACAGGAAUGUCUAUUGGAGAGAACUUUCAGAAAGGCUUGAAAGAUGGAGUCAUCCUCUGCGAACUAAUUAAUAAACUGCAUCCUGGCUCAGUGAAGAAGAUCAACCUUUCACAGCUCAACUGGCACAAGCUGGAAAACCUUGGGAAUUUCAUCAAAGCUAUCCUGGCCUAUGGCCUAAAGCCCAAUGACAUCUUUGAGGCCAAUGACCUGUUUGAAAAUGGGAACAUGACUCAAGUCCAGACCACACUGCUUGCACUGGCAAGCAUGGCAAAGACCAAAGGUAUGGACACAAAGAUCGAUAUUGGAGUGAAAUACGCAGACAAACAAGCACGACAUUUUGAUGACGAGAAGAUCAAGGCUGGUCAGUGUGUCAUUGGACUGCAGAUGGGGACAAACAAGUGUGCCAGUCAGGCUGGAAUGACUGCUUAUGGAACCAGAAGACAUCUGUAUGAUCCAAAGACUCAGACUGACAAACCCUAUGACCAGACCACCAUCAGCUUGCAGAUGGGAACCAACAAAGGAGCCAGCCAGGCAGGCAUGUCAGCCCCUGGUACCCGCAGAGACAUCUAUGACCAGAAGGUGGUGCAGCAGCCACUGGACAACUCCACCAUCUCCCUCCAGAUGGGCACCAACAAGGUGGCGUCUCAGAGGGGUAUGAGUGUGUACGGUCUGGGUCGACAGGUCUACGACCCAAAGUACUGUGCCCCCCCAACAGAGCCGGUCAUCCACGCCAACGGCAGCCAGGGUACCGGCACCAAUGGCUCCGAGAUCAGCGACAGUGACUAUCAGGCUGAGUUCCAGGAGGACGAGUACCAUGGAGGUUACCAUGAUGACUACAGCUCCCAUUACAAUGAUCAGAGCAUUGACUAUUAGUGGAGACUUCCACCGCCAGAUCAGUAUUAACUAGUAUAUUUCAUCAACUUCACAACAGAGCAAGUCUUUUGCUAUCCUCACUAGUUUUUUUUUUUUCUUGUGUUGAAGCAUACAAUGCAGUAGGGCAACACGAUAUUGGAAAAAACUGACAUUGCAUUUUUUUGUUUUGUUUUUUUGUUUUGCAAUAUAUGUUGCCAUUUUAUAAAAUACAAGAAUUUUCACCAGAUGACUUGAAUAGCUCUAUUGGAAAGAAUUAGGUUGACUCACCACAACACCAUUGUAUUCAUAUAAUACCCUUCUAUAGAGUGUGCCAGGGCUGACGUCAAAACCCGGAAGUUUAGCAUUGCGCUUGCCUGAGUGUCAGACUGCAGCUUGCAGAACCUUCAGUCUGACAUUGCCUUCACUGAAGGCGAUUUACAAGGGGGAGGGAAUUUGAUUUUUCCCUAACCAAUCAGUAGAGAUCAACGACUCACCCAGAAUCUGUGUGUCAGAAAUUGCCCGUUUAAAAUGUCUCCAUCGUCGUGCACGCCCAGCUGCAUCGCCGUUAAAUCCAGUUUAGCAGCUUCCUUAAUUUGGUCCUCCAUUAACGCGAGUAGUGGCGAAAUACCUCAAUAGCAUCGUUAAUGUGGUCUGUAGGAUCUAUAGCGGUCACCAUUGUUGCUAUCCUCACCAGUUACCCACUGGUGUACAGCUUGACAUCAGCAUGGCGCUGAUUGGCUAAUCACUAGACCCGCCCCCACCCCCGGCGUUCAUUGGUCCAUCCAUCCACAAGAUAAAUCGCAAAUUCAUUGCAGUAUGCCAGACCAGAGAUACAAGCCUACUCAGUUGAGUGGGCGGGGUCUAUGGUCUGGAACCAGGCUAGCUUCGCGCUGGUUCCCAGAAGAGAAAGUGAAUGUGAUUUUUGCAUUGCGUUUUGGAUUAUGUCAGAAAAUAAGCUCUGUGGCUAACACAAGUUUAUGAUACUUACAGGUUUUGUUCAGUGAGAUAAUCUUCACAUAUGAACACCUUUCAUACCGCAUUUGAAGCUUAAAUGCGAUUGGCAGAAGUAAAAAGCUAACGUUAGGCUUUAAUGGACUACAUGACUACUCCACGGUCGCAUGACUCUUGACGUCACAGCCACUAAGCUUUCAAGUGAUUUCGGCCGCUUUAUUUUAAAAACAUUGUAUAAUGGGGAAAUCGGACUGUUUAAGCUAAAUAAGAAGCUGUAAUGGCGGACUGCCAGCACUCUUGCCUGUUCGGGGGUGAUGACGUUUAAUGUCCCUGAUAGGGCUUGUUGUCGUAUUGAGCAACUUGUUAGCAAUCGCCUUUUUUACGACACGUAAAAGCUUCAAAAUUCACAAGUAGGGUAUUCACUGACGUGUUUUAUGUUGUAGAACAAAACCUGAAACUCGCUUAAGCUUUUGUUAACCACAGAUCUUAUUUGGGGCAUUUUACCAAAAUCCCAUUCAAAAAAAGUAUUGACUUUUAGACGAGAGAACCGGAAGUGCUAAAAGCGCUAACGGAGUUCCGGGUUUACUGGCACACUCUAUUAAUCCAGGCUAAGGUCAGUGAUCCAACAAGUCAUACUCUAAAAUAAGGGGGUUCACCUGUGAAUGAAGAAGAUUGCUGGUAUAUGAAAGGGAUCCCGGAGGUCAUGUCUCUGUACUCCAGAUUAAAACAGAGCAUUAGGGAUAUCAUCUUUUUUUUAUAUCCAAUAGUUCCAUAUUUCGGACGUUGACCUUCUUUUGGGUACUAAAUCCACCUUUACCAUUUCUCCCUCUUGCAUGUCGCUCAUUUUCAGUGUGUGACUGCAGCGUGUGUGUGUGUGUGUGUGUGUGCGCGGGUGUAUGCGUGUGCAUGUGUCAGAGAGAGAGGCGAGUGGAGCGGAGCAAGGAGCUUUCUUCAGAGCUGCUUUUCUGAAGCAAAACAAAAGUUUAUGUGUUCUAAAAAAAACAGAAAACAUUGCAUGUCCUGCGAUGUGACUAUCGCACAUGCACACAUCGCGAUGGCGAUGUUCAAACGACAUAUCGUGCAGCCCUACAAUGCAGUGUUGUGUUCAGUGCUUUCCUUCUUCACCUAGACCCUUUCCUCUGAGCAGCAAAGGUUGUACGAACUGUAGUGGCAUAAAAUAAUGACAUGCAGAGAUACAGUGAUGAAAAGAUUUUUAAUACAUUCUUUUAAAAACAUACCUGAAUGAUGGAACACUGAAGUGAUAACUUUGUGAACCUGUGAUGUAGCAUCAGGUGAGACUGCAGCAUUCAAUGUUUGUAUUCCUGGACUGAAACUGGGCUGAUGAUCCACGUGAAAGGAAUUCAACAAUAGGCUGAAUUAUAUGCCUUAUCUCCCGUCUGUAUUCAGCCACAAUAACAGCCACAGUUUGUGAUAGCGUUAUUCCUUUUAUUUCUAUUUUUUUUUUACACUACAUUUAAUCACUAUACCAUUUUUUUCUUUUUAUGAUAAGCAUGGUGGCUGUUUAGUGCAGAUGACCAAAAUCAAGCUAACUCUAAUUUACAGACAGACGUCCUUGUUUCAUUACAUUACAUAUAUUUUCAUAUUAUUUUCCUUAUAUUUCUAAAGUGUAUUUAUUGCCAUGUCUCGUAUUGUAAAACAGUCCACCAUUAUAUGGUUCAUAAAGAAAAUUAUAUGUUAUGAAUAAAUCCUUAAAUUCUUAUUUUUCAUCUGGAAGCGCAUCUGCACACUAUUGUAACAAACAUGUCUAGGAAGCAGGUACUACCAUAAAUUCUUUAACAAUAGCUGGUUGUCUAUACAGGGGUUGACUGGAACAAAAACUUGACCC